This is a messenger RNA of Gryllus bimaculatus (two-spotted cricket), 708 nucleotides long. Lineage: Eukaryota; Metazoa; Arthropoda; Insecta; Orthoptera; Gryllidae. The record is from the annotation of a GenBank genome assembly.
AUGCACUGGGUGCUGCUGGCGCGGCGCUGUGUGCGCGUGGUGCGCCGGGCCGGCGCCCGCGUUGGCCCGCGCCUGCCGCUGCCCCCCGGCCCUUCCGGCCCUCGGCGCCGCCGCCGCCGCGCCCCCCGCCGCCAGGCGCCGCCGCCGCCGCCACCGCCGCCGCCCGCCCUCGCCGGGGCGGAGGCCGAGGCGCCCACGGUGGCCGGCGUGGAGGAGGAGUACGUGGUGGAGGCGGAGGUGGAGGAGGCGGCGGAGGAUGAGGCGCUGGGCAACGAGACGUGGUGCGAGCGCGCCGCCCGCAUGGCCCGUCAGCCGCGAGCCCAGCCCGCGCUCGCCGCCCGCGCGCCACUCAACGUCACCGUGUCGCACGCGCUCUUCCUCACCGCGCCCGGCCUGGUGCACGGCGUCGCCUACCAAGGGUUACUGUUCUUUGUGGAGCGCAGCAUUGGCUGAAGAGGUUCCAAAGAUGAAGGGAAGUCGAUUGAGAUGAGGCAAUGUGCCACUGCAGAUGCUCUGGGGCGCCUGUGUCACCGAAACCGCAAGCGACGGCCAAUAUUGUGCCCAGGCGUGCGCCUUCUAGCCGAAUUUUGCUAAGCCAUGCACGCAAGGACUAAUUAACAGAAUCAUAUUAGAGACAAUAAUUAAGUGUACAGAAAAAUAAAUGAUUUGUAUCUUUAAUGUAAAAUGGAAAUAUUCAUUUGCCUCACC